Molecule: messenger RNA, 384 nt
Organism: Prunus armeniaca (apricot)
Lineage: Eukaryota; Viridiplantae; Streptophyta; Magnoliopsida; Rosales; Rosaceae
Source: the annotation of a GenBank genome assembly
AUGCAGGCGAAAUUGAUGAAGAUGGCCAAGAAGGGAUCGGCGAGUGGGUCACAACAGGCCCGUGGUUUACCCUACAUGUCCGUUGCUCAGAGUCAGGCGACCGGCGCAACAACCAUAGCGGGCGCGGUCGGUGGUGCUGCCUGGGUAAGACAUAAAAGGCGAGCUGAGGAACCACUUGUAAGGGACGUCGGGAAAAGACGAGUGGAAGAGGAGCCGAGGCGGGACGUAUGCAAGAGGCCAAUAAUUGCAUCAGUCCCUGAGGUGGGGAAGAGGGCGAGCGUAGACCCAGUGACCGGCCCGCUAGAGCCCUGGGUAGAUGCGGAACUAGUGCUCAGCUCAUACCAGGAGGCCAUCAAGCGAAUGCUAAAGGUGGAGGUCGUGUAG